Molecule: messenger RNA, 1016 nt
Organism: Cryptotermes secundus
Lineage: Eukaryota; Metazoa; Arthropoda; Insecta; Blattodea; Kalotermitidae
Molecular function (GO): zinc ion binding; nucleic acid binding
Source: RefSeq, a predicted model, not a curated record
UUUAGCAAGCCGUUGUAUUCGACCCAACAUGAGUGAGCCAGAUUCGAGGGACCAAACGGAAAUAAUGGAGGGAAGGUACUGUACCAUUUCGGAGGUUAUGAAAUUAAUCAACCAACCGUUUGACGGAGACAAAAGAAAGUUGAAGGAAUUUAUUGACAAUGUGACCACGGCAUUUGAACUUGUUAGGCCAGAUCAGCAUGACCUCCUGUUGAAAUUUGUGAAGACUAAGAUUACCGGGGAGGCGAGGAGCAAAUUGCUAGUGAGAGAUUUAACGUCGACGUGGCGAGAAGUUAAACAGAUUUUAGAAGAAAAUUAUGAUGUCAAGAGGACAUUGGAUUAUUAUGCCUGUAGGAUGUUCAGCAGCAGGCAGGGCCUGAAUGAAGGCAUAGCGUCAUGGAGCAGUAGGAUAGACACCAUGCAGUCGCAAUUGAGAGAAGCUGCAUAUCGAAUAUGCUCAGAAGAAGAAACAAUAGGGGCGAUGGGAUUAAUUAACCACCUCGCGAAAGCAUGUUUCGUGCAAGGUUUGAGCAAUGAGAGAGUACAGACCAUCGUUAGGGCCAAGGGAGAGGCCGCCUUAUUGUCAGAAUGCAUUGACGCCGCAAUGGAAGAGGAAUCCGCCAUUUUAUCAGCAAAAGAGAGAGGAUUUGCUGCCCCCCGAAGCCAUGCAGGUAGUAGAGAUAAGGGACCUGGUAGAGGGUCCGGGUUCGCACCCCAAGGAGAAUACAGAGGUUAUAAACCCCCUGGACGCAGGGUGAGUUUUGAUAAUAAUACUAGACAUGCGCAUGUAGUAAAGGAAGGCGUAGCCAGGGAGCACGCUGUUAUGGGAAGUAUGAGUGAUAAUAUUAAGUGUCACGCUUGCGGAGCUAUUGGGCACAUAAGUAGAUUUUGUAAGAAAAAGAAUAGACCUGCAUGGAGAGAAAGUGGUAAUACGGGAAACGGGGAGCGGGGACAGGGGAGCAGCCCCACUGUAAACCCCACCCCACGAUAUUAGGCUGCACAAAAGAAGCAACCACAGC